This is a messenger RNA of Musca vetustissima, 342 nucleotides long. RefSeq names its product U6 snRNA-associated Sm-like protein LSm2. Gene Ontology annotation, molecular function: RNA binding. Gene Ontology annotation, cellular component: U6 snRNP; P-body; catalytic step 2 spliceosome. NCBI's taxonomy places the organism in Eukaryota, Metazoa, Arthropoda, Insecta, Diptera, Muscidae. The transcript is spliced from 3 exons. The record is from RefSeq and is a predicted model, not a curated record. Gene Ontology annotation, biological process: mRNA splicing, via spliceosome. The coding region runs from base 1 to 318 and encodes 105 amino acids.
AUGGGGUUCUCAUACAGUCACCAUCCCACCUCAUUCUUGUUCUAUUCAUUUUUCAAGUCGUUGGUCGGAAAAGACGUCGUUGUAGAACUGAAAAAUGACCUAAGUAUUUGUGGCACUUUGCAUUCCGUGGACCAAUAUCUGAACAUAAAACUGACAGAUAUAAGUGUUACCGACCCCGAGAAAUAUCCACACAUGCUGUCGGUGAAGAAUUGUUUUAUACGUGGUUCGGUUGUACGCUAUGUUCAAUUGCCGGGUGAUGAGGUGGAUACCCAGCUACUGCAAGAUGCUGCCCGCAAAGAGGCCGUCAGCUCCCGAUGAACGAACGAUGUGUAUAGCAUGGAU